This is a messenger RNA of Didymodactylos carnosus, 549 nucleotides long. The record is from the annotation of a GenBank genome assembly. Lineage: Eukaryota; Metazoa; Rotifera; Eurotatoria; Philodinida; Philodinidae.
AUGAAAACAACAAAGCGUCACAAGUUUCUUAUGUCCGAAGCUCUUCUUUUUCGUUCGUGUGACAAAGCUCUACGUGAAAUGGUCCCCUUAUUGAAAAGUUUGCCAUUGGGUGGUUGUGCCAUUGAACAAGAUAGUGAACUAAAUACAACAUCAUCCGGUCGGUUAUUUUGUUAUCUACCAAUGCCAGCUGAUGUCAUGCAUGGCCUUUCUAUACAUAUUAAUGGAUAUUUCGGACUAACAGAUAAUCGUCGUGAUUUAAAAUGGCUUACAACAGAAACGUACAGAGAUUAUGAUGGUAAAUGGAAUGAAUUGUUGAUCAAACAAGUAAUUUCACGAUCAUAUAUUAAACUAAUUGAAUACUGUACCGAUCAUUUUAAUGAUUCAAUGAUGGUCUACAAAUGUCUACCAACUAUUGACUUGUCAUGCAGUAAAUGGUAUGAGCUACUUAAACCGACAUAUCACGAAAUUGCUAAUAAGCCAGUUGUAACAUGUGGACGGCCAGAAACGAUUAGUAUCAGAAGUAAUUGUGAACAAUUUGGAAGAUACUGA